GUGUAUGAUGAGUUCGGAUGAAUAGUGCAGCGCCGCCUGGUGGUGGGUUUAAUAUGACUCGUCCUUUCUUCCCUGCGCGUCUCGUUCCUUCCAAUGACCGUGCAAGAAGAAAUGCGGCUAGUGAGGUUUCGGGCUUCGCGGGGGCGCAGCGUGUCACCGGCGAGCCGCGGCGUAAAAUGACCGUCAGACAAAGACGCGGCGACAUCUGAGCGCGUUCGAGGACAGACGCGGCGACGAUGAAGACGACGAGGCGAGCGCAGCCCGCUUUACCGCAGUGGAUGCGCAUGUAUUUCUACGGGAUGCACGGAGUCACGCUGGACGUCCUGCAGUCCUCCGCGCGCCGGUUCCUGGGUGACCGCGACUUCAGACUGCUGGGCUUCUCCUCUCCGUAUCUGUGCGUCGUGCACUCCAUUGCGCAUCUGGUUCUGGAGAAGAUCUACCUGCAAAAAAGAUGCUUCCGAGAGCGACCCGUCGUCUUUCACCUCGUUUUCUACCCUUCCUUGUACAUCUGCCUGCAGAUCUUAAUAGAGAGCGUGGUGACCUGCACCGAGAACAUCAGAGCGGUUUCCGUCACGCAGCUCCUUGUGCAUUACAUCCUGGCUUUGUACUUCACGAAUGUCUUUCAUAAGGGCUUCCUGAGUCUGCAGUACCAGGAAAAGCGGGUGUUAUUGAGGUCGUCCCGCCCGAACGGGUUACCCGGCGUCCUGCGCUUCGCGUUCUUUGGGAUGCACGGCUUUCUGGACGAGGUGCUCUUCACUUCUGUGUUUAACUUGUUCGAGAAAGCGGACGGGUUCUUGAGGGGCCACACGUCCCUGUGGUCCUUCCUCAUGUAUGGGAGCUGCAGCUUCGUGGUGGAGAAGCUCUACCUCCACCUGCACUUCAGGAGAGGAUGGGGAACCUUGCAGCGGCUCCCCAUCUACAUCUGCUUCAUCUACACGUGGGAGUUCAGCUGGGGCUUCGCUCUGAGGCGGUAUGACGCCUGUUCCUGGGACUAUUCCCACUAUCCUCUCAAUUUUAUGGGGCUGGUGACGUUGCUGUAUCUUCCAGGAUGGGUCUGCCUGAGUCUGUAUCAAGACGUCUUGUCGAAUGUUCUUCUGAGGGUUGUGUGCAAUGACAGGAAUGAUGAGGAGAUGCCGAACGCUGGCUCCAAUGGACGCCUGCUGCCCAAAGGGAAGCUGGAGAAAGACUAAAUGCAUGUGGGCACGUUUUCCUAAUAUGUCCUCCUGGGACCAGCGGAAAGGCUCUUGAACGAGGAGGUCAGGGCUAGUUGUCACUCCAGGUUUAAUUGAAGUCGUCUUCCGUGUCGAGAUGCUCCUAGAAUGUAGUGGAAAAAAAUAUAUAGGUAAUUUUUUGGGGCAAGUUGUCACAACGAGAACCCGAUUUUUUGCUAUAUUUAAAUACUAAAAUAAUUGUGAAGCACAAAAUAGCAUGAAACAUAGCCAGUAGCAUUAUAGAUUAUAGUAUUCAGAUAAAGCAUAUUAGCAAUUUUAUAGUAGAUAAUAACACUACAAUAUUAGCGAUAUUCGUAUUGAAUAAAUAUAUAUAUGACAUUUUAUAAUUUUUAUAUUGAUUUAAUUUAUAAACGUUUGUAAUUACACAUUCAAAUGAUAAAUAAUAAUACUAAUAAUAUAUAAUUAUAUCAUUUAAUUUAUGAUUGACCACAUUAGGAGAGCUUGCCCUGGUAAAAAAAAAAAUAUAUAUAUAAAAAAUAUAUAGUAUCAACUUUUGCUUGAGAACAGCAUUUUAAAAAAAUAUAUUAAAACAAACAGCUGGACUACAUGUGUGACAACUAGCCCGUCUCCUCCGACUUUAUUUGAAUGUAUCUAUCGUAUGAGGUCACAUGAUGUAGUUUCUAAAUGGUUUAGUAAUAAUUCGCCUUACUGGCCCAAAAAGAUUUGACAGAAAAGCCCAGGAUGUGAACACGCGGACAGACUCGCACGCUCUCAGAGGCAUAAACGUAAGAAAACCCACAACUUGCUGCUCCUCAGGGGGGUUUUGUACCAGCGUCACGCCCUCAGAGAAACGUUUCCUCCGAGAAACGAGGGUAGCUGCGUUAGCAGCCUUAAUGUGCUUUAAACCUAAUGUGUUCAAGACGAACCUCGCGGACUUCACGAAUUACUAACGCAAAUAACACCGCUGGGCUUUGAUGGUUAUCGAGUAUUGGCCGUCUGGGUGAUGGUUUUACUGCAUGAUGGGGUUUAUGAGGACGGUCUCCCCUCGUAACUGCAUGCGUCGGGAUUUUUUUUUUUGCAUGUGGAGACCGCGGCAUUGGUCCUGAUAAUGAGCCGCUCUGCUCGGACCGUAGCGAACCGAUUGUGAGAUAAACUGUGACUCUUCCUUUAGCUUUGAACGGGACGAGAGCAACCGAGUGCCUUCAUUAACACUUCCAGGCAGCUGGACUUCUGUAACUCUUUUGAAAUAUUGCAUCCGCACCGAAACGGGUUCAGGCGUGUCUCGGUUCAUCUGCGAUUAAAAACCAGGCCUCGGGGUGCGGAGUUAAAGAAAACCGAUUUCACUCACGGCAGCUAAAGCCGAGCAUCUCUCAGAGUAUUGAGGCUUUCUCGAUGGUCCAACUUUAUUAAACACGUGAGCACCGCGCACUGUGAAUGACUACCGUGACCUCUCACAAAAGAGCGGUUAUUCCUCGUCUUCGAGACAAAUUAGUCACGAUUUGUUUGAGAGAAACUGCCAAAGCUUAGAAUAAUGAAUUCUU
Messenger RNA from Puntigrus tetrazona (Sumatra barb), 2713 nucleotides. RefSeq names its product transmembrane protein 229A. The record is from RefSeq and is a predicted model, not a curated record. The transcript has a single exon. NCBI's taxonomy places the organism in Eukaryota, Metazoa, Chordata, Actinopteri, Cypriniformes, Cyprinidae. The coding region runs from base 237 to 1190 and encodes 317 amino acids.